AUGAAAGUAUUGAAUACAAUAAUACUUGGGAGAUUUAUUCUACUCAGUUUCAUCAGUUGUGCAGUUUCAAAAUCGAUCAGUGAUGAUUUUAUGCUAGAAGAACCAUUAGUGAUUGAUGCAGAAGAUUCAGAAUAUGAAAUUAUACCAAUUCAUCGAUCAAGAAUACAAAAAAGAGAUACUGGUAGAGGAAUUCAUUUUUCACUUGAAGCUUUUGGAGAACAUAUUAAAUUAUGGCUAGAACCCCAUGAUGGAAUGUUGGCAACAGAUAUAACACCAAUUUAUUAUAUUAGACCUAAUGGUUUGUUUGGUAAAUACGAUGGGACCAUGAACGACAUUAUUAACGUUUUAUAUGAAGAUGCUAAAGAGGCAGCUACGAUGAUCAUAACUAAACUUCCUAAUGGAAACUAUAAAUUGGAGGGAGUAAUUGGUGGAAAACGUCUUACCAUUCGGCCAAUUUCAAAUGGAAUCCAUCAUAAAAAAUAUAAGAGAUUUGUUGAUAAAAUACCAGAGUUUGAACGUGGUAAUUAUACCUAUCAUAUUGUUUCAAGACUACCAGAAGUACCAGAUCAUCUAAAAACACUUCAGCCUCCAUCAUUCAAAACUGGGAGAUCCAAGAGAUCUAUUCCUGAUGUAAUUUUUCCAGAACUGCUGAUAGUAGUAGAUUAUUCACUAUUUGAAAAAUUCAAUCGUCAACAUUACGAUAUUGUAAAAUACAUUUUAGCAUUCUGGAAUAGUGUUGAUUUUAGAUAUCGGACUUUUCAAAAUCCUAAAAUCAGGUUAAAUAUUGCUGGAAUUAUUAUUGCUGAAGUAAGCAUUGAUAAUAUGAAAAUAAUGAGUGUAAAAGUUGAGGUAUAUUAA
Molecule: messenger RNA, 858 nt
Organism: Chelonus insularis
Lineage: Eukaryota; Metazoa; Arthropoda; Insecta; Hymenoptera; Braconidae
Product: venom metalloproteinase 3-like
Exons: 7
Coding region: 1-858 (285 amino acids)
Molecular function (GO): metallopeptidase activity
Source: RefSeq, a predicted model, not a curated record